This is a messenger RNA of Acomys russatus (golden spiny mouse), 315 nucleotides long. Its product is annotated as 40S ribosomal protein S27-like. Gene Ontology annotation, biological process: ribosomal small subunit assembly; translation. The coding region runs from base 58 to 315 and encodes 85 amino acids. Gene Ontology annotation, cellular component: cytosolic small ribosomal subunit; ribosome. The transcript has a single exon. The record is from RefSeq and is a predicted model, not a curated record. NCBI's taxonomy places the organism in Eukaryota, Metazoa, Chordata, Mammalia, Rodentia, Muridae. Gene Ontology annotation, molecular function: structural constituent of ribosome; RNA binding.
UCAGGCUAAAUUAUAAGAACAUAGGCUUUCCAGCGGUGACAAACUCCCUACAAGAACAUGCAUCUCGCAAAAGAUCUCCUUCAUCUCUCUCCAGAAGAGAAGAGGAAACACAAGAGAAAGCGCCUGGUGCAGAGCUCUAAUUGCUACUUUAUGGAUGUGACGUGCCCAGGCUGCUAUAAAUCACCAGUCUUUAGCCACGCACAAACAGCAGUCUUGUGUGCUGGCUGGGCCACUGUUCUCUGUCAGCCUACUGGUGGAAAAGCAAGGCUGACAGAAGGAUGUUCCUUCAGGAAGAAGCAGCACGAAAGUACCUGA